Dendronephthya gigantea is the source of this 1135-nucleotide messenger RNA. Its product is annotated as XK-related protein 6-like. The record is from RefSeq and is a predicted model, not a curated record. Bases 76 to 783 code for a protein of 235 amino acids. The transcript has 2 exons. NCBI's taxonomy places the organism in Eukaryota, Metazoa, Cnidaria, Anthozoa, Malacalcyonacea, Nephtheidae. Gene Ontology annotation, cellular component: membrane.
AUUUUGUGCUGUACAGCUUACAACGUUUACAAGUCAGUGAAUGAGACUUAACAUUUACCAGCUCAUCUUAAGAUCAUGGGGAAGAUAAUGUAUAUCGUAAGCUUCGUUUUGUUUGCAGCUGAUCUGGGCACAGAUAUUUACGUGGCUGUUAAACAUCGCGAGAAUGGUGAUGAAGGGUGGUUUGCUUGGACGCUAGUUUUUACUGUCAUUCCUCUUGUCAUUAGCUUUUUGGCGCCUUGCUAUGCAAAAAAACUAUACGAAGUUCGUGAUAUUGGAGAUACUCUCGUUAUAGCACGUUAUAUGGAGGCAAUGUAUGAAUCCGCUCCACAAUGGUGUCUUCAGGUUUACAUCAUGUUACUUAAAUGGGAAUUCCCGUGGUAUACCAUACUCUCCACCGUGUUCUCCCUUCUUGGCUUGACUUGGAGUACUAUCGACCUUGAAAGAAAAAUUCUAGAAGACGAGUAUGAUAACUGGCUAUUCUUGGUUGUAUCUUUCUUGCACGAGCUGUCUGGUUUCAUUUCUCGACUCGUCGUAAUUGCUGUCUUUGCGUACGCAUUUAUGCCGUUUUUUUUUGUCUUUGGCAUUUGCUGCUCAUACAACAGUCCUCGCGCUGACUCUAAGUUUCAUCCAAACACAUUACUUUGGCUCCGUGAAUGGUUAUAUUACAAUUUUGGAAUCGGCGUUAACGUGUGGGAUCAUAAUGUUCAUCAUUUUCGCAUAUGUUUUUAUCCCGUUUUUGUUAUAUCCGUCCAAGGCACUUUUCACUGCACUGUUGAAGGGUAAUGAAAACCAAAUGCAAACACACUAUAACUGGACAUACAUCGUCAUUGUCGUAGUUAACAUCAUUAUGCUAAUCAUGAUUGCCGCCUUGGACCCUAUACGGAAAGACACCCAUAUGGAUGCAGUGAGACCAAUUGCGACGAUAUGCGUAUUAGGUGCAAUGGUAACCAACUGUGGUUUGCUUAUAUUCAAAUGCUGUAUGAGCUCUGGCUGCAGUGGCGACCCUGAACCAUGGCCAGCCACAAGCGAACGGUAAUCAGCUCAUAACUAUAUAUGUUCUGACCACUGGUCAGCUUUAUUAGCCUUUUCCCAAACUAGAGAUCACAGUGGAUUUUCAAAUAUGUGAGAAUAGAAA